Molecule: messenger RNA, 8779 nt
Organism: Lepus europaeus (European hare)
Lineage: Eukaryota; Metazoa; Chordata; Mammalia; Lagomorpha; Leporidae
Gene: IGF2R
Product: insulin like growth factor 2 receptor
Exons: 48
Coding region: 1-7506 (2501 amino acids)
Biological process (GO): lysosomal transport
Cellular component (GO): trans-Golgi network
Molecular function (GO): signaling receptor activity; D-mannose binding
Source: RefSeq, a predicted model, not a curated record
AUGAGGGCCGCCGCGGGCAGGAGCGCCCACCUGGGGCCCGUGCCCGCCGCCCGCCCGCUGCGCUCCCUGCUCGGGUCGCGGGAGCUGCUGCUGCUGCUGCUGCUGCUGGUCGCGGCGCCGCCGGCCGCGCGGGCCCAGGCCGCGGAGUUCCCUGAGCUGUGCAGUUAUACAUGGGAAGCCGUUGAUACCAAAAAUAACAUACUUUAUAAAAUCAACGUCUGUGGAAACGUGGCCGCUGCCCCGUGUGGGCCGUCCAGCGCCGUGUGCAUGCACGACCUGAAGACGAGCAGCUAUCGUUCCGUGGGUGACUCUGCCUUGAGGAGCGCAAGCAGAUCCCUUCUGGAAUUCAACACCACGGUGAGCUGUGGGCCCCGGAAUGCCGGUCACCGGGUGCAGAGCAGCAUCUCCUUCCGGUGCGGGAAGACCCUGGGAACUCCUGAAUUUGUAACGGCCACAGAAUGUGUGCAUUACUUUGAGUGGAAGACAACAGCAGCCUGCAAGAAAGACACAUUCAAAGCAAACAAAGAGGUGCCCUGCUAUGCGUUCGACGGGGAGUUGCGGAAGCACGACUUGAACCCGCUGAUCAGGAUGAGCGGCGGCUACCUGGUGGACGACUCGGACCCCGAGGCCUCGCUGUUCAUCAACGUUUGCAGAGACAUAGACUCGCUCCGCGACCCAAGCCCUCUGCUGCGUGCUUGUCCCCACGGCACUGCUGCCUGCCUGGUGAGAGGAGACCAGGCCUAUGAUGUUGGCCAACCCAAGGAGGGGCUGAAGCUGAUGAGCAGGGACAGGCUUGUCCUGAGCUACGUGAAGGAGGGGGGAGAGAAGCCGGAUUUCUGCGAUGGACACAGCCCUGCCGUGACAAUCACCUUCGUCUGCCCGUCGGAGCGGAGAGAAGGUACCCUUCCCAAACUCACUGCUAAAUCCAGUUGCCGCUACGAGGUCGAGUGGGUGACUGAGUACGCCUGCUUCCGGGACUUCCUGGAGAGCAGCACCUGCGCCCUGACCAGCCAGCAGCACGACGUGACUGUCAACCUCAGCCCCCUCGCCCAGGACCCAGGGUCCCACUACACCGCAGACGGCGGGGAGUACACAUUCUACCUGAACGUCUGUGCGGGGACAGGGGCACCCAUCUGCAACAACAAAGACGCUGCCGUGUGCCAGGUCAAGGCCAACACCAGCCAACUCAAAGUGGCAGGAAGAUACCAGAACCAGACCCUCCGGUAUUCCGACGGGGACCUCACCCUGAUCUACUUUGGAGGCGAGGAGUGCAGCUCUGGCUUUCAGAGGAUGAGCAUCAUCAACUUCGAGUGCAACGAGACCGCAGAGAAUGACGGGAGAGGAACUCCCGUCUUCACCGGGGAGAUGGACUGCAGCUACUUCUUCACCUGGGACACGAAGUAUGCCUGCAUCAGCGAGAAAGACGGCCUCCCCUGCGGAGCCAUCGACGGCAAGCGGCGCUACGACCUGUCCGCGCUGGUGCGCCACUCAGAGUCAGAACGGAAUUGGGAAGCCGUGGAUGGCAGCCAGGCGGGAGCAGAGAAGAAGCAUUUCUUCAUCAACAUCUGCCACAGGGUGCUGCAGGAGGGCCAGGCCAGGGGCUGCGCCGAAGAGGCCGCCGUGUGCGCCGUGGAUAAGUUUGGAAGUAAAAAUCUGGGAAAGUUUAUUUCUCCUCCCACGAAAGAGAAAGGAAGCCUUCAGCUCUUCUACUCAGAUGGUGAUGACUGUGGUGAUAACAAGAAAAUAAGCACUAAUAUCACACUCGUGUGCAAGCCAGGAGACCUAGAAAGCGCACCAGUGCUGAUGGCCUCGGGGGACGACGGCUGCUCCUACGAGUUCGAGUGGCACACAGCCGCCGCCUGUGUGCUGUCGAAGACCGAAGGAGAGAACUGCACAGUCAUUGAUUCGCAGGCAGGGUUUUCUUUCAACUUGUCACCUCUCACAAAGAGAAACGGUGCCUACCGCGUGGAGACGGCAAAGUAUGACUUCUACAUCAAUGUCUGCGGCCCCGUGGCUGCGGCCUCGUGCCCGCCGGACGCGGGGGCCUGCCAGGUGUCAAAAAGCGACAGGAAGUCCUGGAACUUGGGAGUGAGUAACGCCAAGCUCUCCUACUACGAUGGGAUGAUCCAGCUGAGCUACAGGGACGGCACGCCCUACAAUAACGCCAGGCGCACGCCGCGGGCUACCCUCAUCACCUUCCUGUGCGACCGCGACGCCGACGUCGGUUUCCCCGAGUAUCAGGAAGAGGAUAACUCCACCUACAACUUCCGGUGGUACACCAGCUACGCCUGCCCGCAGGAGCCCCUGGAGUGCGUGGUGACCGACCCUCUCACGCUGGAGCAGUACGACCUCUCCAGUCUUGCCAAAUCUGAAACCAGUCGUGGAAGGAACUGGUACGCCUUGGACAACUCAGGGGAGCGCAUGUCGUGGAGGAAGUACUACAUCAAUGUGUGCCGGCCCCUGAACCCGGUGCCCGGCUGCGAUCGGUUCGCGGCGGCCUGCCAGAUGAAGUUCCAGAGAGAUCAAGAUUCCUACACCGAGGUCGCGUCCAUCAAGAACCUGGGUGUGGCCAAGACGGGCCCUGUGGUGGAGGAGACGGGCAGCCUUCUCCUGGAGUACGUGAACGGCUCCGCCUGCACCACCAGCGACGGCCGGCAGACCACCUACACCACGAGGAUCCACCUGGUCUGCUCCAGGGGGAACCUGAACACACACCCCAUAUUUUCUCUCAACUGGGAGUGCGUGGUCAGUUUCCUGUGGAACACAGAGGCUGCCUGUCCCGUGCAGAUGAUGAUCGACACAGACCAGACUUGCUCUAUACGGGACCCCAACAGUGGAUUUGUGUUCAACCUGAACCCCCUGAACAGUUCGCAGGGGUACGUGAUCCCAGCCAUCGGGAAGACGUUUGUGUUCAACGUGUGCGGCACGAUGCCCAUCUGCGGGGAGGUGGGCGGCCAGCCGGCCUCUGGCUGCGAGGCAGGGACCCACACAGAGGACCUCAAGAACCUGAAGCCAGAAUGGCCCGUUGUGGAGAGGAGCCUCCAGCUGUCCACCGAGGGCUUCCUGACGCUGACCCUCAAGGGGUCGUCUUCUUCCAGAGGUGCCUCUUUCGUCAUCCGCUUUGUUUGCAACGACGACAUCUUCCCAGGAACCCCCAAGUUCCUGCAUCAAGACAUCGACUCCAGGCGAGGGGUCCGCAACACCUACUUUGAGUUUGAAACUGCGCUGGCCUGUGUCCCUUCUCCAGUGGAUUGCCAAGUCACUGACCCUGCGGGGAAUGAGUAUGAUCUGAGUGCCUUAAGCGCCGUCCGGAAGCCGUGGACUGCUAUCGACAGCUCCACUGACGGAAAGAAGAGAACCUUCUACCUGAGCGUCUGCAAUCCGCUCCCUUACAUCCCCGGGUGCCAUGGCAGCGCCGUGGGAUCCUGUCUGGUGUCAGAGGACAACAGCUGGAACCUGGGAGUGGUGCAGAUCAGCCCCCAGGCCGCGGCCAACGGCUCUCUGACCAUCGUGUAUGUUAACGGAGACAAGUGUGGGAACCAGCGCUUCUCCACCAGGAUCAUGUUCGAGUGUGCUCAGGUCACGGGGUCGCCAGUCUUCCAGCUGAUGGAUGACUGCGAGUACGUGUUUGUCUGGAGAACGGUGGAGGCCUGUCCCGUUGUCAGAGUGGAAGGGGACAACUGUGAGGUGACAGACCCCCGGCAUGGCAACCUGUAUGACCUGAAGCCACUGGGCCUCAACGACACCAUGGUGAGCGCCGGCGAGUACAACUACUACUUCCGGGUCUGCGGGAAGCUGUCCUCGGACGUCUGCCCGACCAUCGACAGGUCCAAGGCUGUGUCGUCGUGUCAGGAAAAGCGAGGGCCACAGGGAUUCCAGAGAGUGGCAGGGCUCCUCACUCAGAAGCUGACAUAUGAAAACGGCUUGUUGAGGAUGAACUACACGGGUGGGGAGACGUGCCACAAGGUGUACCAGCGCUCCACGACCAUCUUCUUCUACUGCGACCGCAGCACGCAGAAGCCCGUGUUUCUGAAGGAGACUUCAGAUUGCUCCUACCUGUUCGAGUGGCGGACACAGCACGCCUGCCCGCCCUUCCACCUGACCGAGUGCUCUUUCAAGGACGAUGAUGGCAACUCCUUCGACCUCUCACCCCUGUCGCGGUACAGCGACAACUGGGAGGCUGUCACCAGGACGGGGGCCACCGAGCACUACCUCAUCAACGUCUGCAAGUCGCUGUCGCCACAGCCCGGCACUGACCCCUGUCCCCCGGAGGCGGCCGCGUGUCUGGUGGGCGGCGCCAGGCCCGUGAACCUGGGCAGGGUGAAGGACAGUCCUCAGUGGAAAGACGGAAUCACCACGCUCAAGUACGUGGAUGGCGACCCCUGUCCCGACGGCGUCCGGAGGAAGUCGACCACCAUCCGCUUCACCUGCAGCGAGAACCAGGCGAACUCCAGGCCCCUGUUCAUCAGUGCCGUGGAGGACUGCGAGUACACCUUCUCCUGGCCCUCGGCCUCCGCCUGCCCUGUGAAGAACAACGUGCACGAGGACUGCCAGGUCACCAACCCCAGCACAGGGCACCUGUUUGACUUGACCUCCUUAAGCGGCAGGGCCGGCUUCACAGCCGCGUACAGCGAGAAGGGGCUCGUCUACAUGAGCAUCUGCGGCGAGAAUGAAAACUGCUCCCCCGGUGUGGGAGCUUGCUUCGGGCAGACCAGGAUCAGCGUGGGCAGGGCCAGCAAGAGGCUGAGCUACGUGGACCAGGUCUUGCAGCUGGUGUACGAGGACGGGUCCCCUUGUCCCUCCAAAUCUGGCCUGACCUACAAGAGUGUCAUCAGCUUCGUGUGCAGGCCCGAGAGCGGGCCCACCAACAGGCCCAUGCUCAUCUCGCUGGACAAGCAGACCUGCACGCUCUUCUUCUCCUGGCAUACGCCCCUGGCGUGUGAGCAGGUGACGGAAUGUUCCGUGAGGAACGGGAGCGCCAUCAUUGACUUGUCGCCUCUCAUCCACCGCACGGGCGGCUACGAAGCAUACGACGAGAGCGAGGAUGACUCCUCCGACACCUACCCCGAUUUCUACAUCAACAUCUGUCAGCCGCUCAACCCCAUGCACGGCGUGGCUUGCCCGGCUGGAGCCGCCGUGUGCAAAGUGCCCGUGGAUGGGUCGCCCAUCGAUAUCGGCCGGGUGACAGGCCCUCCGAUAUUCAAUCCAGUGGCCAACGAGAUUUACCUGAAUUUUGAGAGCACUACUCCUUGCCAGGCGGACAAGCACUUCAACUACACCUCCCUCAUUGCCUUUCACUGCAAGAGGGGCGUCAGCAUGGGCACUCCUAAGCUGAUCAGGACCAGUGAGUGUGACUUCGUGUUCGAGUGGGAGACGCCCAUCGUGUGUCCCGAUGAGGUGAAGACGGACGGCUGCGCGCUGACGGAUGAGCAGCUCCUUUACAGCUUCAACCUGUCCAGCCUCUCCAAGAACACCUUCAAGGUGACCCGAGACUCGCGCACGUACAGCGUGGGGGUGUGCACCGCGGCCGCCGGGCUGGACGAGGGGGGCUGCAAGGAUGGAGGCGUCUGCCUGCUCUCGGGGACCAAGGGGGCGUCUUUCGGACGGCUGGCGUCCAUGCGGCUGGACUACAGGCACCAGGACGAGGCGGUCAUCCUGAGUUACAUGAAUGGUGACCCCUGCCCUCCAGAAACCGACGAAGGCGACCCCUGCGUCUUCCCGUUCACCUUCAAGGGCAAGAGCUACGAGGAGUGCGUCGUGGAGAGCAGGGCCAAGCUGUGGUGCAGCACCACCUCAGACUACGACCGAGACCACGAGUGGGGCUUCUGCAGGCAGUCCAACAGCCACCGGACAUCCACGAUCAUAUUCAGGUGUGAUGAGGAUGAGGACAUCGGGAAGCCGCGGGUCCUGAGUGAAGUGCGCGGGUGCGAGGUGACCUUCGAGUGGAAGACCAAAGUGGUCUGCCCGCCCGAGAAGAUGGAGUGCAAGUUCGUCCAGAAGCACAAGACCUACGACCUGCGGCUGCUCUCCUCCCUCACCGGAUCCUGGUUCUUCGUCCACGAAGGAGCCACGUAUUUUAUCAACUUGUGUCAGAGGAUCUACAAGGGGCCCCUCGACUGCUCGGAAAGAGCCAGCAUCUGCAAGAAGAGCCCCACUGGGCAAGUGCAGGUCUUGGGCCUUGUUCACACGCAGAAACUGGACGUCGUGGAUGACAAAGUGACCAUCACUUACUCCAAGGGUUAUCCGUGCGGGGAAAAUAAGACUGCGUCCUCCGUCAUAGAGUUGACCUGUGCGAAGACAGUGGGCAAACCUGCGUUCACGAGGUUUGACAUCGACAGCUGCACCUACUACUUCAGCUGGUACUCCCGGGCGGCCUGUGCCGUGAAGCCUCAGGAGGUGCACAUGGAGAACGGGACCAUCAUCAACCCCAUCAAUGGCAAGAGCGUCAGCCUCGGCGACAUUUAUUUCAAGCUGUUCAGCGCCUCUGGGGACAUGAGGGCCAAUGGGGAUGCCUACUUGUACGAGAUCCAGCUGUCCUCGCUCACCAGCCCCACACACCCAGGAUGCUCUGGGGCCAGCGUGUGCCAGGUCAAGCCCAAUGACCAGCGCUUCAGUAGGAAAGUGGGCACUUCGGAAAGAACCAAGUACUACGUUCAGGAUGGCGACCUGGACAUCGUGUUCACGUCUUCCUCCAAGUGCGGAAAAGACAAGAGCAAGUCCGUGUCCUCCACCAUCUUCUUCCACUGUGACCCGCUGGUGCAGGACGGGGUCCCGGAGUUCAGCCACGAGACCGCCGACUGCCAGUACCUCUUCUCCUGGUACACCUCGGCCGUGUGCCCUCUGGGGGUGGACUUCGACAGCGAGAACACGGAGCAAGAUGAGCAGGAGCACCGGGGGCUGUCGGAGAGGAGCCAGGCUGUGGGGGCGCUGCUCAGCCUGCUGCUGGUGGCGCUCACUGGCUGCCUGCUGACGCUGCUGCUGUACAAGAAGGAGAGGCGGGAAACAGUGAUGAAUAAGCUGACCAGCUGCUGCCGGAGGAGCUCCAACGUCUCCUACAAGUACUCCAAGGUGAACAAGGAGGAGGAGACGGAGAACGAGACCGAGUGGCUGAUGGAGGAGAUCCAGCUGCCGGCCCCGCGGCCCGGGAAGGAGGGCCAGGAGAACGGGCACGUCACCACCAAGGCCGUGCGGGCCGAGGCCCUCAGCUCCCUGCACGGGGACGAGCAGGACAGUGAGGACGAGGUGCUGACCAUCCCCGAGCUGAAGGCGGCCCCGGGCCGUGGGGCCGUGCCGGACGGCUCCCAGCCCGGGAGGCUCCCUCAGCGCAAGGCCCCCAGGGGGAGGGAGGACGACCGGGUGGGGCUGGUCCCAGGCGAGAAGCUGCGGAAGGGGAAGGCGCGGCCGGUGCCACCGAAGCCGACCACCACCGCCGCUGCCGCCGCCGCCACCGCCACCCAGCUGGCCUCCUUCCAUGACGACAGUGACGAGGACCUCUUACACAUCUAACUCCGCGGUGCCUAAGGAGGGCGUGGGGCGGGCCCAGCCGAGCGCCUCCAACCAAAUCAGACUUCCACUCGGUGACGCUUCCGUGAUUUUUGCCUUUAACAAAAACUGCUUCAAAAGGGAAGAGUUUUUGUGACGGGGGAGAGGGUGCGGGGGGCCGGGCGCGGCCCCUUUGCGAUUUGUUUACAGUCAUGGGAACUUGGCACUGCUCGAAUCGGCCAGGGGGCGGUGCCUCGCGUCCCAGGGCUUGCCCCACGUCCUCGCGCGCAGGCAGAGCUGCAGGUCGGAGGGCUGUGGUGGAGAAGCCCCUCGCUGCUUUAGGCCCCGCCGAGGGCACCUCCUCAGUACGUGUUAGCAUUUAAAGCUCUCCCUAUUUAUUGACCUCGACAGUUAACUCAGGUCUGCAGAAAAGUACAAGCGAAAGAACCAGAAAGCAGCAAGUCCCUCCCCGCCAGGCAGCUUGUGCUGGGGUCUCGAGCUGUCACCAGCGCACCCCCCCAGAGCCCUCCGUUCCAUCUUGUCUCUCUUUUUGGCUGUCUGAUCCCCAGGGGCGCACGCAUGCGUGCGCGCGCUGGGGGUCCCCGCCUGCCUGGGUUCCGGAGGGCCCGCCCGCCCGGCGGUGGCAGCCGCGGCCGUACAGAGCACGUGUCAGUAUUCUGUUCACCGGCUGGUGAAUCCCGACAACCCACCCAAAGAGUGACGAUUUUUCUUUCUGUUUCGUUUUGUUCUGGUUUGGUUUCUGGUGCGUGACUAGAGUGGAGGCGUCGGCAAGGUUUCCAGCUUUGGGGCUGGGCCUCCUGUCCUCAGGCCCUCGUGAUGCCACCUUUUACUGUGCCGAUUUUUUUUUUUUUUUUUAAGGAGAAAGAGGUUUUGCUCAUACCAUUUGACCUACAAGAAGCCUUAAUUUGCACAGCGCGCGACUUAGGGAAAUUGCAUGGAAAGCGUGGGGCCAGAGCCCCGCCCCAGCCCUGCGCUGUGCUCGGGUCUCUGCCCUGCGGGGGAGGGGGUCCCGGGCUCCUCCCUGGCUCUGACUCUCUUCCGGAAGUGUUUAAUUACUUUUCUUGCAUUUAGCGUGUAUAUAGACUUGGUGGGAUUAUAUACUGAAAAGCAAACCACCCCACAGGUUGUUUGGUUUGUGCCCAGUUAGUAUGGCUUAUUUGAUUUAAACAUGAGUGUAUUUUUAAAAAUUUGAUUUUUUUUCUCUUCACUUUUUUUUCAAUCAAUCAACUUUACUGUAAUAUAAAGUAUCAACAAUUUCAAUAAAAGAUAAAUUAUU